GACACAUUUCUGUUUAGCCAAAGUGAGCAGAGAUGCCUCGUACUUGUGUGAACAGUGCAGAUAACUUCUGCUAUGUUUGUGGUGAAGUGACUUUUGCAUCACAAAAGCGCAGUAUAACCACUAUAGUUAAGAAAGCCUAUCACCUUUCUUUUGGCUGCAAAAUUGGAGAUCAGGACAAGAGGUGGGCCCCACACAUAUGCUGCAACACUUGUGCAACAAAUCUUCGCCAGUGGUUGAACAGGAAAAGAAAAUCUAUUCCUUUUGCAGUGCCAAUGAUUUGGAGAGAGCCAACAGAUCAUACCAGCAAUUGUUACUUCUGCAUGGUGCCUCCAGUUGGGAAAGGUGUGUCAAAGAAGAAAAAGUGGACUGUGCAUUAUCCAAACAUUCCAUCAGCCAUACGCCCAGUACCCCACGGAGAAGGACUGCCGGUUCCUGAUGCACCAGAAUCAUUCUCACUUGAGUCAGACGAGGAAGAGGAAGAGGAUGAAACUUCUGGUCCUGAACCAUCAAUGUCACAGGACCCACAUUUUCUCCCAUCCUCCUCCUCUGAACCACACCUCAUAACACAAGGUGAACUGAAUGACCUUGUCAGGGAUUUGGAACUACCCAAGAGUAAGGCAGAGCUGUUGGGCUCCAGACUACAGCAGUGGAAUCUCCCGGCAGGCUAUCAGGGCAAAUGGAGCCCAUCAAUGCUUGCAGACUAUUGCUGGACAGUGAUAAGAGAUGCUCUAUUUAAUGAAUACAAGAGACAAGCCAAGAAGCGCCAAGUAGACACUGAAUAGGACUAAACUAUGUACAUAAUAGUUUUUUGCCUUUUGUUUCAUAAUAAAUUUUAUUUAUAUAACCCUUUUGCUGAUUUUUAAAGUGUUACAUAAACAGGACAGGUGAAAUAUUAUCAUGUAAAGCAACCAUAAACACAUGAAAAGACCUAGGUUUACAAUUUAUGAUUAAAACUCUACUAUCUACACAAUAUACAUAGACAUAAAAUGUAAAAACUUAAAUAUCUUAGAAACAGUAGCCAAUCAGUUGUUUUAAUUGUCAUAUUUGAAUUCAGCACAUCAAAAUACAUAAUAAAUAGCACAUUUUAUCUCUGAAGCAGACGACUUCUCAAAAAUUGUAGACCAGUAUUAUAAAUAGAGC
Gopherus flavomarginatus (Mexican gopher tortoise) is the source of this 1140-nucleotide messenger RNA. RefSeq lists its product as uncharacterized. The coding region runs from base 33 to 782 and encodes 249 amino acids. Lineage: Eukaryota; Metazoa; Chordata; Testudines; Testudinidae. The transcript has 2 exons. The record is from RefSeq and is a predicted model, not a curated record.